This is a messenger RNA of Ostrea edulis (European flat oyster), 1304 nucleotides long. RefSeq names its product angiopoietin-related protein 1-like. NCBI's taxonomy places the organism in Eukaryota, Metazoa, Mollusca, Bivalvia, Ostreida, Ostreidae. The coding region runs from base 127 to 846 and encodes 239 amino acids. The transcript has 5 exons. The record is from RefSeq and is a predicted model, not a curated record.
GAAUUCCUUUUUACUAAAAAUCACGUGUCUCCUAAAAAGUCGAUUGAGCAAUACAUGGCUGUAUAUAACAUCCUCGUGCAAACGAUAUAAGACAUUGCAUUUCACAGUUAGGUUCACACAUCCACCAUGAAAAUAUCGGUCGCGGUGUGUAUUAUCCUUCUUCAGAUUGGAGCUUGCCUUUCUCGACGUGUGAAGAAUUCGCCUAUCAAGUUUAAAGAUUGUAGACAUGCGCGUUCACUGGGUUUUCUGAAGAAUGGGACGUACACGUUAUGGAUGAAUGACACCUCACCUUUCAAGGUCCAUUGUGAACAUGGGAUGUCGAACUCCUUCACUGUGAUUCUCCGGAGACAGUACGGGACAGAAAACUUUAUCCGAGGAUGGCAUGAUUAUCAGUACGGGUUUGGUCACACCCAGGGAGAUUUCUGGGCGGGGCUCAACCAGAUAUAUUACCUGACCAACGCAGCAGGUAACAACGUUCUGACUGUCCACAUGCAGGAUUGGUACGGCAAUAACAGGAAUGCUCGCUACAGUCAUUUCCUGGUCUCCGCUUAUCCAUACUUUCAGCUUUCCAUUGGGGGUUUUCAAGGUGAUGUUCCGGAUGAUCUCUCAUACAACCAUGGUAUGCACUUUGCCACUUACGAUAAACCUGACCCUCAGCAUUGUGCACUGAACCAGAAGGCGGGAUGGUGGUACAAUUACUGUUCCUUUGCCUUGCCUACUGGAUUCUAUUAUCAUGGGGGACCCUACACGCCCUCUGGCGGAUUCUACAAUGGGAUAUACUGGAAGGACUGGCAGGGCUACGGAUAUUCUCUCAAGUUUUUAUCCAUGACUGUUUCUAAUUCUUAAAGCGGUCAUCUGAUGAACAUGGGGUAAUACAUCUCAUGAAAAACAGUAUGAAAGGGGAAAAAAAAUUGAAAUACUUUUUAAAGUGAAUGAAAAAUAUGCAAUGUGCUUGAAUGUUAACACCGACUUCUGAAUCGGGUGAAUGAUUAAUAUGAUUUUUUUUUAAAAUGUCCUUGACACGUUUUCUUGCAUUACCUCAAAGGCGGUCAUCUGAUGAACAUGGGGUAAUAAUCUCAGGAAAAACUGUAUAAGAGAAACUUUUUGAAAUACUUUCUACGGGGAUGAAUGAAAGAUGUGCUGUGUGCUUGAAUGUUAACACCGACUUCUGGAUCGGAUGAAUGUUUUUAUUUUUUAAUAAUGUUUUUAAAUGCCCAUGACAUGUUUUCUUGCAUUGCUUUGAAUUGAAUUGUACAUAUUUUAUUGACAAUAAAGCCAGAAGGACACAAGUCCUUAAAAACUCC